Messenger RNA from Penicillium longicatenatum, 1788 nucleotides. Its product is annotated as WD40 repeat domain-containing protein. The record is from RefSeq and is a predicted model, not a curated record. NCBI's taxonomy places the organism in Eukaryota, Fungi, Ascomycota, Eurotiomycetes, Eurotiales, Aspergillaceae. The transcript is spliced from 4 exons. Gene Ontology annotation, molecular function: protein binding. Bases 1 to 1788 code for a protein of 595 amino acids. Gene Ontology annotation, cellular component: mRNA cleavage and polyadenylation specificity factor complex.
AUGGCCUUCUACGACGAGCAUGGGGGCGACUCCCAGUUUGGCAGAUAUAACAAGAACUUCGAAGGCCCUGUCGGUCCCCGUCGGCCAAGACUGGUCACUGAUUAUGGCUCUUCAAUGGUACAGUGGAUGCGCACGCGCCGACCUCGAUAUCAAGGUGAAAACCGUAUGGAGGUGGAAAGGCCCAGCCCCAGCUUUGCAGUCGAUAUGAUUCCACCCGUCGGUCGAACCCAUUCGCCCGCCGACACAAUUCCCGUGCGACACCUUCAUCAAUCGAUCGGAAAAUCGAAGAAACCUAUUGUGGUGGUGCGAUGGACUCCAGAGGGCAGGCGGCUGUUGACCGGCGGCCACACCGGCGAGUUCAUGCUCUGGAACGGCACGGCGUUUAACUUCGAAACGGUGAUGGAUGCACACUACGAUCAAAUUCAAGCAGGUGUGACAUCGCUAGCAUGGGCUCAUAGCCAAGACUGGCUGAUCUCGGGCGGACAACGAGGAGACGUGAAAUAUUGGCGCCCAAACUUCAACAACGUUGAAACGAUUGACGAUGCUCAUCAUGACGCCGUGCGAGACUUAGCAUGGGCCCCGAGCGAUACAAAAUUCCUUUCUGCAUCCGACGACACGACCCUCAAGAUCUUUGAUUUCACCACCCGAACCUGCGAUACCGUUCUUACCGGACACAACUGGGAUGUCAAAUCUUGCGACUGGCACCCUACAAAAGGCUUGCUGGUUUCCGGCUCCAAGGAUCAUCAGGUUAAGUUCUGGGAUCCCAGGACCGCCCGAUGCUUGACAACGCUUCACAGUCACAAAAACACAGUCACCGCGACUCGGUUCUCGCGGGUCAACAACAACCUCCUUGCUACGUCGUCGCGGGAUCAGACAGCGCGAGUGUUCGAUUUGCGGAUGAUGCGGGAUAUUUGCAUUCUCCGCGGUCAUGAGAAGCCGGUCUCUUCUCUAACAUGGCAUCCGAUCCACAGCAAUUUGAUUUCGACUGGUGCGGAAGACGGUUCUAUGCAUCAUUAUCUACUCGACGAGCCUAACUUGCCCGCUGGCGUCGUCCCUACCGUGGCGCCAUACGACAGCCCGGACCCUGCCAAUACACCGCCGCAAGUUAUCUACCCAGCUCAUCGCGUUCAAUACGCCCACGGCGCUACGAUCUGGUCAUUAGACUGGCACCCACUGGGACACAUUCUUGCUUCUGGAUCGAAGGACAAUUUCACUCGAUUCUGGUCGCGGGCUCGGCCUGGCGAGACUAGCUACAUGAAAGAUCGAUUCCACAUCGGCGAGGAGGCUGCAGAGGCCCAAGGAACGUGGAAUCGGGGCUUCGGCCGCAGACAAAUGCGCGAGGAAGAGGAACAAGAAAUGCAAGAUGAGGCCGACAGUUUGGUCGACCAGCGACGACCUGGUGGGCCUUCUCUUCCGGGAAUACAGGGUGGUCCUGGUGCACCUCAGCUCGAUACCCCGGGGCUGCUUCCUGGUAUUGGUGCGGCUCAGCCUCCGCCUUCGGGUGCCAUGGGUGGAAUGGACCCCGGUCGCCUAGCUGCAAUUAUGUCUUCGCAUCCUCCGCCUCCACCGCCUCAAUCGGGUCCUCCAAACGGCGGGAUGCCUGGAUUCCCUAUGCUUCCCGUAAUGGGUGGGACUCCGCCUAUGAAUAUGGAUAUGGCGCAGUUCCAGAAGCAAAUGAUGGCUCAAGGAAUGCAGAUGCCCCCCAAUCUCAACCUCCAAAACAUGGCUGCCGCAAUGGGUGGCCUGCCCGGUCUCCAAGGUGGAAUGCCGGAUGGUGGACGUCGAUAG